AUGUAAACUAAUCAGUUACCUUCUUGUGUUAGUCCUAGAAAUUUCACUAAUUAUGUUUCUAAUGGAACAGGUUUAGUAAUAUAAUCAUAUUUUAAAGGAAGGGAUUAUUAUGUUGUUUAUUAUAAUGGUGGAUUAGCUAAAAACACUUAAGUACAUGAGGAAGGAUAUUAUGAUAGAAGACGUUUUUUAAGUGGUGAAAAUUAAAGUAAAGGAUUACCAUAACUUUCUCCAAAAUUCUAACAUUAUUAAGGAGAUGGAACUGGAAGAGAUUUUUAUAUUAAGUACUUUUAUUUAAGAAGCUUAGAAUAAAUGAAGGGGGAUAAUUUUCAAGUUCAAAAAAACAUAAUCAUUUGGCUAAUUUGAGAUCAUAUGAUAAAAUACCUUAGGAAUUUAGAACAAAUGAUUUUCUUAAGGCACCUUAAGUUUCUGUAAAAGAGAAAAUAAAAAUGAGAUAGUUAUCAUAGUAGAUUAAAUACAAUUAAUUAAAAAUAGGAAAUAAAAAGAGCUUUUAGAGAGAUUGUGUUCGCCGAGAAAUAAACAAAGUUGAUAAG
Molecule: messenger RNA, 551 nt
Organism: Paramecium sonneborni
Lineage: Eukaryota; Ciliophora; Oligohymenophorea; Peniculida; Parameciidae
Source: the annotation of a GenBank genome assembly